Molecule: messenger RNA, 1548 nt
Organism: Cheilinus undulatus (humphead wrasse)
Lineage: Eukaryota; Metazoa; Chordata; Actinopteri; Labriformes; Labridae
Gene: sox14
Product: SRY-box transcription factor 14
Exons: 1
Coding region: 360-1076 (238 amino acids)
Biological process (GO): regulation of DNA-templated transcription; cell differentiation; anatomical structure morphogenesis
Molecular function (GO): RNA polymerase II cis-regulatory region sequence-specific DNA binding; DNA-binding transcription factor activity, RNA polymerase II-specific
Source: RefSeq, a predicted model, not a curated record
AAAAAAUCACACUUUUACGACUCCUACAAACUGACUGCGGAACAUUGCUUUCACCUUUGAGGAUUUUUUUACGUGUGUGCAUCUUGCAUGUGUAUUUUUUUCUUCCUGCCGCAGGUCUGAAAGAGAGUUGUUACUGGACUUGAACGAACGCGCAUCAGUGUUUUAACUCGGGAGAAAGCAAAUCACCGGCUGGAUUUUUAUUUGAUUCUGUUUUCAUUUCGCUCUUUUCCUGACUCAGAACAUCCCAGACGUGGCAUGACUGGUAUCUGGCAUCUGGACAGGUGAAUAGUUUCCCUUUCCUUCCGAUAAGAACUUUUCCUCGUCAUUAACAUUGGGGAUAAAAGCGCACUUUUUUAAAGAUGUCAAAGCCGGCUGAUCAUAUCAAGAGACCCAUGAACGCCUUCAUGGUCUGGUCCAGGGGCCAGAGGAGGAAAAUGGCACAGGAGAAUCCCAAAAUGCACAACUCGGAGAUCAGCAAAAGACUGGGCGCGGAGUGGAAGCUGCUCUCCGAGUCCGAGAAGAGACCUUACAUCGACGAGGCCAAGAGGCUGCGCGCUCAGCACAUGAAGGAGCACCCCGACUACAAGUACAGACCGAGGCGCAAACCCAAGAACCUCCUCAAGAAGGACAGGUACGUUUUCCCUCUGCCUUACCUCGGGGACACAGACCACCUGAAGGGACUCCCCGUGUCUGCCGCGGACUCUCUUUUGGGCUCCUCGGAGAAAGCCCGGGCGUUCCUGCCUCCUACAUCCGCGCCGUACUCCUUCCUCGACCCGAGCCAGUUCAGCUCCAGCGCCAUCCAGAAGAUGACAGAGAUGCCCCACACGUUGAGCACCAGCACUUUGCCGUACGCGUCCUCCUUGGGAUACCAGAACGGCGCGUUCGGCACCCUUGGGUGUCCCAGUCAGCACACCCACACCCACCCGUCGCCCACAAACCCGGGCUAUGUGGUCCCGUGUAACUGCACAGCCUGGUCAGCGUCCAGUUUACAGCCCCCGGUGGCCUACAUACUUUUUCCAGGUAUGACCAAGACUGGGAUAGACCCAUACUCAUCCGCACACGCCACUGCCAUGUAACCCUCAAGACUCUCUUUUUUUCUAACUCACUUGAAAUGCAUGUAAAUAAAAACACGGACAGCGCGCCCGGGUUAAAGGCAUGAACAGUAUUAACUGCCUUGGACUUGUUAUGGCAAAAAAAAAGAGAGAAAAACACAAACUUUUGCAGAAAUCCAACAAGUUCCUGAGCUGGAUUUGGUGUAAAGGACGUUCCCUGUGAACUGUAAGAAAUGUAAAUGUUAUAACGUUUAUGGCAGCCAGAAAAGGAGGCCUUUAACUUUAUUUAUUGUGUACAUUUCAAUGCUAAUAUGCUGAUUUGUGUUGAUAGGGUGCUCUUUCUUUAUUUUGAAAAUUUGGCUUGCACAAUUACCAUCCUCACUCCUGUAUAGGCCUAAGUAGUCUACAUUUUGGCACUCGUAAUUUUACUCUGAUAGGGUCAAAAUCAGGACCUUUAGGCUGGAUUAUAUACGGGUCAUAUUGUUUAUAUUUAUCC